AUGUCCUACCAUGAUAAUUCUCUAGAUCAAGAUCAAUACAUGAAUAAUUCAUCUCCUCAACGUUAUGACCAAUACGGCAAUCGUGUUGAUGAUCAAAGUAUUGAUUUCUCUUACAGAGAUGAAAAUAAUCCAUUUCAUACUCCUUUAGCUGAGGAUACUGAUAAUAAUAGUUUUGGUAGUUAUGACGCCUCUCAAUCAAGUUACAAUCAUGCAAAUGCAGCUACUACCGGGCCUACUGACUACUCAAGAUCGAGAAACGCUGAUAACAACUUCUCAUCAUCUAACCAAAUGAAUUAUAAUAGCAAUAACAUUAAUACUAAUCAUGAUUCAAAUUUUGCUUAUUCCAGAGAAGGUAGAUCACAUGACCAUCAGCAAAACUACUAUCUAAAUACUCAAGGUAAUAAUAAUACUAACUCUAGUGUGGGAAAUAAUAAUAUAAAUAACAGUUAUAAUAGCCAUAUCAACAAUAAUAACAAUUACAACAGCAGUAACGACUCAUACAGCAGCAGAUAUAUGAUGAACAGUGAUUCGGGGAUGUCCAACAACAUGGGACUUGGCAAUGGUAAUGAUCCAUAUCCUGCUUGGACUGCUGAUGUAAAUAGUCCUAUCUCUAUAGAGCAAAUUGAAGAUAUAUUUAUCGAUUUGACGAAUAAGUUUGGUUUUCAGAGAGAUUCUAUGAGAAAUAUGUUUGAUCAUUUUAUGACGUUAUUAGAUUCAAGAUCCUCAAGAAUGUCAACUUCUCAGGCUUUAUUAUCUUUACAUUCAGAUUACAUCGGUGGUGAUACAGCUAAUUACAAGAAAUGGUACUUUGCUUCACAGCUGGAUCUAGAUGAUGAAAUCGGUUUUAGAAAUAUAAAGGUAAAUUCUGGUAGAAGAAAUAUUAAUAAAAAGAAUAGAGAUUUCCUACCAAAUAAAUCAAACGAAAAUUUAUCACUACAGGAUAUUGAAAUCGUUUUACAACAGCUGAAAGGUGAUAACUCACUAGAGGCAGCUGACUUUAGAUGGAAAUAUAAAAUGAUGAAUUUAUCUCCUGCAGAAAUGACAAGACAACUAGCAUUAUAUUUAUUAAUAUGGGGUGAAGCGAACCAAAUCAGAUUCACAGCAGAAUGUUUAUGUUUUAUCUAUAAAUGUGCAUUAGAUUAUUUGGAGUCAGGUUCUUCCCCUUCAAACAAUUCAAAAACAAAUAUAAAUACUUACACAAAUAGUACAAAUGAAUUACCGACUUUACCUGAAGGUGAUUAUCUGAAUAGAGUCAUCAGUCCAUUGUAUCACUUUUUGAGAGAUCAAGUCUAUGAGAUUUCUGACGGUCGUUAUGUCAAACGUGAGAAAGAUCAUAACUAUGUCAUAGGUUAUGAUGAUGUUAAUCAAUUAUUUUGGUAUCCCGAAGGUAUCAGAAAAAUUGUGCUAAAUGAUCAAUCAAAACUAAUAGAUUUACCAGCUGAACAACGUUAUCAAAGAUUAGGCGAUGUCCCUUGGGAAAAGGUUUUCUUUAAAACUUAUAAAGAAACAAGAACUUGGUUACAUAUGGUUACAAAUUUCAACAGAAUCUGGGUUAUGCAUGCUUCCGUUUAUUGGAUGUAUACUGCUUAUAAUGCCCCAACUUUAUACACACACAAUUAUCAACAAUUAGUCAAUAACCAACCCUUGGCUGCUUAUAGAUGGGCCUCUUGUGCUUUAGGUGGUUCUUUGGCUUGUUUAAUUCAAAUAGCUGCCACACUAUGUGAGUUGUUAUUUGUUCCAAGACAUUGGGCCGGUGCUCAAAGACUUUGGAAAAGAUUUAUAUUUAUUUGUGUUAUUCUCGGAAUCAAUAUUGCUCCUAUUAUUUGGUUCUUCGUAUAUGAUAAAGAUACAGUGUAUUCGAAAGAUGCUAAAAUCGUCGCUAUCGUAAUGUUCUUCGUUGCUGUGGUGACCUUAGUUUUCUUCUCAGUCAUGCCUUUAGGUGGUUUAUUUACAUCAUAUAUGAACAAAUCUUCAAGACGUUAUGUCGCCUCUCAGACUUUUACCGCAAAUUUUGCGCCAUUACGUGGCUGGGAUAGAUUGCUUUCAUAUUUGGUCUGGAUUGUUGUGUUCGGUGCUAAAUUUGCUGAAUCUUAUUUCUUUUUAACAUUGUCUUUAAGAGAUCCUAUUAGAAUCUUAUCUACAAUGACAAUGAGGUGUGCCGGUGAAAAAUGGUGGGGUGCUGCCUUAUGUAAACAGCAGCCAAAAAUUGUUUUAGGUUUGAUGAUUGCUACUGAUUUCAUUUUGUUCUUCUUGGAUACUUAUUUAUGGUACAUUAUUAUCAAUACUGUAUUCUCUGUAUGCAAGUCAUUCUACCUAGGUAUGUCAGUUUUAACACCAUGGAGAAAUAUAUUUACGAGAUUGCCAAAGAGAAUUUACCUGAAAAUAUUAGCUACAAAGGAAAUGGAAGUUAAAUACAAACCGAAGGUCUUGAUUUCACAAAUUUGGAAUGCUAUUAUUAUUUCAAUGUACAGAGAACAUUUGUUGGCUAUAGAUCAUGUCCAGAAGUUGCUAUAUCAUCAAAUUCCUUCUGAGAUUGAAGGGAGGAGAGCCUUGAGAGCUCCAACCUUCUUUACUUCCCAAGUUGAAAAAUCUAGCAAAGAAGUGUAUACUGAGUUUUUCCCAAAAGACUCUGAAGCUGAACGUCGUAUUUCAUUUUUUGCACAAUCUUUGUCUAUUCCAUUGCCUGAAGCAUUGCCUGUCGAUAAUAUGCCAACUUUUACUGUCUUGACACCUCAUUAUUCAGAAAGAAUUUUAUUAUCACUAAGAGAAAUUAUCCGUGAAGAAGAUCAAUUCUCAAGAGUGACCUUAUUAGAAUAUCUGAAACAGUUACAUCCCGUUGAAUGGGACUGCUUUGUGAAAGAUACCAAAUUUUUGGCUGAAGAAACCGAAGCUUUUGAAGAUAUUGAUCAUACUAAUGAUAACUCAAAGGAAGAUAGUAUAAAAUCUCAAAUUGAUGACUUACCCUUCUAUUGUAUUGGUUUCAAAUCCGCUGCUCCUGAAUAUACUCUACGUACUCGUAUUUGGGCUUCUUUAAGAUCUCAAACUCUGUACCGUACCGUUUCUGGUUUUAUGAAUUAUUCAAGAGCUAUUAAACUGUUAUACCGUGUUGAAAAUCCUGAGAUUGUUCAAAUGUUCGGUGGUAACGCUGAAGGUUUAGAAAGGGAAUUGGAAAAAAUGGCAAGAAGGAAGUUUAAGUUUUUGGUUUCUAUGCAAAGAUUAGCUAAGUUUAAACCUCAUGAAAUGGAAAAUGCGGAAUUUUUAUUGAGAGCUUAUCCUGAUUUACAAAUUGCUUACUUGGAUGAAGAACCUCCAUUAAAGGAAGGUGAUGAACCAAGAAUUUACUCUGCUUUAAUCGAUGGUCACUGUGAACUUAUGGAAAAUGGUCGUAGACGUCCUAAAUUUAGAGUUCAAUUAUCUGGUAAUCCAAUUUUAGGUGAUGGUAAAUCUGAUAACCAAAAUCAUGCCUUGAUUUUCUACAGAGGUGAAUAUAUCCAAUUGAUUGAUGCCAACCAAGACAACUAUCUUGAAGAAUGUCUGAAGAUUAGAUCUGUUUUAUCAGAAUUUGAAGAAUUAGAUAUGGAAGCAGUCAAUCCUUACAUUCCUGGUGUUAAGUACGAGGAUCAAACUACAAACUAUCCUGUUGCUAUAGUUGGUGCAAGAGAAUAUAUUUUCUCUGAAAAC
Molecule: messenger RNA, 3681 nt
Organism: Vanderwaltozyma polyspora DSM 70294
Lineage: Eukaryota; Fungi; Ascomycota; Saccharomycetes; Saccharomycetales; Saccharomycetaceae
Exons: 1
Biological process (GO): fungal-type cell wall polysaccharide biosynthetic process; (1->3)-beta-D-glucan biosynthetic process
Cellular component (GO): 1,3-beta-D-glucan synthase complex; plasma membrane
Molecular function (GO): 1,3-beta-D-glucan synthase activity
Source: RefSeq, a predicted model, not a curated record